Messenger RNA from Acanthosepion pharaonis, 891 nucleotides. The record is from the annotation of a GenBank genome assembly. Lineage: Eukaryota; Metazoa; Mollusca; Cephalopoda; Sepiida; Sepiidae.
AUGGCGGCCAGCUGUUGCGGGGUGAAGAAACAAAAGCUUAACAACUCUAUGCCGGCAAUAUGCUGCAACGGAUCGGCCGUUCAUCCCAAUCACUACAAAAAUGGAUACACAGUAGCAAGCGCAGAAAUGUGCUAUUUUUGUUUUGACGUUCUACACAGCCAUUUGUAUAAUUAUGAUCCGCCCAAAAGUCCGUCUUUCACAAACGAUCCUUAUCCCUUAUUUGUAACAUGGAAGAUUGGCAGGGAUCGACGCCUUCGUGGCUGUAUUGGAACAUUUUCUGCUAUGAAUCUUCAUAGUGGUCUCAGGGAAUAUGCAGUAACUAGUGCUAUGAAGGACAGCCGUUUUAGUCCAAUUACAAAAGAUGAGUUCUCCAAGUUGCACUGUUCAGUAUCAAUACUCACGCAUUUUGAAGAGGCUGCAGAUUACUUGGACUGGGAGGUUGGAGUCCAUGGAAUACGUAUUGAAUUUGUAAAUGAAAAAGGGCACAAGAAAACUGCCACCUACCUACCUGAGGUGGCUGUUGAGCAAGCCUGGGACAGAAUACAGACGAUAGACUCAUUGUUGAGAAAAGGUGGUUAUAAGGUGAAAAGAUCACAGUCAGCUACAGUGACUAUGUAUCACAGAAACAGAACAGCCAUGCAUGAUGAUAGCAAUGUACAGCCUCAGUAUGUGCUACAAACAGACAGCCCGUGGGGUCACACAGACAGACCGUUAGCUAACAACAUUCAGCCCUUCUCUCCCUACUCCCCACCCCAUUAUUCAUUUCCUUCUCGUGAUGGAGUGGAAGGCCCAUAUUGCUGUUUAUGCCCUCCAGCACAAGCAAUUUCCAAUGCAAUGGGCAAACUAAAAUGCCUUCCUAGCUGCCUUUGGCCAUUUUACUCCCCCAGCUGA